AUGCAAUCUUCUUAUCACUGUAUUCUUGUUAUCACUGCACCUCUUAUCACUGUACCUUCUUAUCAUGCACCUUUUGGUAACGCACCUCUUUUGGUCGCACUUAUUGCACGCACCUUGGUACCGCGGCCUUCUGGUACCGUACCUUUAUGGUACCGUACUUUUGUUAUUGUACCUCUUGUUACCGUACCUUUUAUCACCGUACCUCUUGGUACCGUACCUCUUAUCACUGUACCUCUUGGUACCGUACCUUGGUACCGUACCCUCUUGUUACCGCACCUUUUGGUACCGUACCUCUUGUUACCGCACCUUUUGUACCGUACUUGUUAUACGUUAAUCUUUUGGUACCGUACCUCUUGGUACCGUACCCUUUAUCACCGUAAAUUCUUGGUACCGUACCUCACACUGUACCUCUUGGUACCGUACUUUUUGUUAUUGUACCUCUUGUUACAAAAUUUUUGGUACCGUACUCUUGGUACCGUACCUUUAUCACCUGGUACCCUCUUGGUACCGUAUUUUGUUAUUAGUAUCUUGGUACCGUAUCUUUGUUGA
Molecule: messenger RNA, 549 nt
Organism: Brugia pahangi
Lineage: Eukaryota; Metazoa; Nematoda; Chromadorea; Rhabditida; Onchocercidae
Source: the annotation of a GenBank genome assembly